AUGCCAGAGACAUUCGAUGUAGAGCAUGUUCUAGCGAACAUCAGCGAGCAGGACAAGAUCGCCCUUUUAUCAGGAACGGAUUUCUGGCACACGCAUCCCAUCCCCGAAUUCAACGUCCCUUCGAUUCGCGCCACCGACGGCCCCAAUGGUAUCCGGGGCACAAAAUUCUUCGCCGGCAUCCCCGCUGCAUGUUUGCCCUGUGGCACAGCUCUGGGCGCCACCUGGGACCGAGAUCUGGUAAACCAAGCGGGGAAGCUGUUGGGCGACGAGUGCAUCGCCAAAGGCGCGCAUUGUUGGCUAGGCCCAACAAUCAACAUGCAGCGCGCUCCCAUCGGUGGUCGCGGGUUCGAAUCGUUUGCGGAAGACCCGCAUCUCUCGGGCAUUUUGGCCAAAUCAAUCAUCGUGGGAUGCGAAAGCAAAGGGAUCAUCUCGGCGGUAAAGCAUUUCGUGGGCAACGACCAGGAACAUGAGCGACGGGCGGUGGAUGUCCUCGUCACCCAGCGUGCCUUGCGCGAGAUCUACCUUCGACCCUUCCAGAUUGUGGCGAGAGAUGCAAGGCCCGGCGCGCUCAUGACCUCGUAUAAUAAGAUCAAUGGGAAGCAUGUGGUGGAAGAUGCGCGCAUGCUCAAUCUGAUCCGCGAGGAGUGGAAGUGGAAUCCACUGGUCAUGAGCGACUGGUUAGGGACCUACACAACCAUUGACUCGAUGAAUGCUGGCCUUGAUCUGGAAAUGCCCGGACCAUCCAGAUACCGGGGAAAAUUCAUCGAGUCCGCCGUGCAGGCUCGACUGAUCAAACAAUCGACUAUCGAUGCACGAGCGCGAAGAGUGUUGGAGUUCGUCAAGCAAGCGAGUCAGGUCCAAGUGUCAGAAGUGGAGCGAGGACGGGAUUUCCCAGAGGAUAGAGCGUUGAAUCGCAAGAUCUGUGCGAACAGCAUGGUCCUCCUCAAGAAUGAGGGCAUCUUGCCCCUUCCGAGGGAGAUCAAGAAAAUCGCCCUGAUUGGAUCUCAUAUGAAGACGCCCGCAAUAUCUGGGGGUGGUAGUGCGUCGCUUGAGCCAUACUACUCAGUCUCAUUAUACGACGCGUGCAGGGAAGCAUUUCCCAACGCUGAGAUACUCUACGAGGCGGGCGCAUAUGCCCACAGGAUGCUCCCUGUGAUUGAGCGUCUGCUGAACAAUGCUGUCAUUCACUUCUACAACGAGCCGAUGGGCAAGGAACGAUCUUUGAUCAGCACUGAGCCUGUCUCGACGACAGCUUUCCAGUUCAUGGACUACUACGCCCCCGGCCUCAACCGAGGACUCUUCUGGGCCACACUGAUCGGCGACUUCACGCCCGACGCCUCCGGUCUCUGGGACUUUGGCCUGAGUGUCUUUGGUACCGCGAAUCUCUACAUUGACGACGAGCUCGUAAUCGAUAACACCACGAAUCAGACGCGUGGGACGGCAUUCUUCGGCAAAGGCACCAUUGAGGAGCUGGGAUCGAAGGAAUUAGUGGCCGGGACUACAUACAAAAUUCGCAUCGAGUUCGGGUCUGCCAACACUACCACAAUGAAAACGGUGGGAAUGGUCAAUUUCGGUGGCGGCGCCGCCAAUCUGGGUGCCUGUCUACGGAUGAACCGAGAUGAGAUGAUCGAGAAUGCCGUGAAAGCUGCUACUGAGGCCGACUACACCAUUCUCUGCACCGGACUCAACAGGGACUGGGAAUCUGAAGGAUUCGAUCGCACGCAUAUGGAUCUGCCACCGGGAGUUGACCGGCUGAUCUGGAAGGUGUUGGAGGCUGCCGCGGACAAGACCGUCAUAGUGAAUCAGUCCGGUACCCCAGUUACCAUGCCGUGGGUGGAUCAGGCUCAGUGCAUCGUGCAGGCCUGGUACGGAGGUAACGAGAUUGGUCAUGGAAUUGCUGAUAUCCUCAUCGGAGAGGUCAAUCCAUGCGCAAAGCUGCCCUUAUCCUGGCCGGUAGAUGUCAAGCACAAUCCGGCCUACCUGAACUUCGCCAGUGUAGGUGGCCGAGUGCUGUACGGCGAGGACAUCUAUGCGGGUUAUCGAUUCUACGAGAAGACUGGACGAGAAGUCCUCUUUCCAUUUGGUCACGGCUUGUCAUAUACGACCUUCCAGGUCUCACCGAGUGUUACCGUCGCCCCGGAGAUCUUCACCAUGGACAGUCCUCCAGUCGCCACUGUACAAAUCAGAAAUACAGGCAAAUUGGCGGGCGCUCAGGUUCUCCAACUCUACAUUUCUGCCCCCGAAUCCCCAACCGCGCGUCCAAUCAAGGAACUGCACGGUUUCGAAAAAGUGUUCCUGCAGCCUGGGGAGGAAAAAACAAUUGACAUUCAGCUGGACCGAUAUGCGACCAGCUUCUGGGACGAGAUUGAGGACAUGUGGAAGAUCGAGGGAGGGACGUAUGAAGUGCUGAUUGGAACCUCUAGUCAGGAAGUGAGCCCCACCAACAACAUGGACCCUUCGUCGACUGCGCGACGGAAGAAUACUCGGGUGCUCACCGCAUGCGACGCCUGCCGUAUAAGCAAGACUCGAUGCGACUCCGCACGGCCAGUGUGUGCCAAAUGUGUCCAGCGGGGUGUAACUUGCGAGUAUCCGGAGACGGAUGCCCUCUCAGUACUAGAUACAUGGGGCGCAAAAAUCCUAGAGGCAGUAGAACGUCAAGAGCGUCUUCUAUCAGAAAGCCUCUCUAUGAAUAGGGGGCAUCCUCCUCAGGCUCCUCUUUUCUCGCAGCAGGCGUCGCCAUCCCCAGUGGACGAAGUAGAUCCCGAAUCAAUCUCGCGAAACGAUGCACUCAAAACGCCGAUCACCGGGUCCGACAUGAUUCUCAGCUGGCCGAUUUUCCCGCAAGAUAGGCCCGUGUCGACAUUUCCAAUGGCAGCGUAUUCCGAGAAGCCAGAUCAGUUUCAGCCAGGCCUACCCCGUCUAGACCCCCAAAGGCUCCUCGAACUGCGCGACAUAUUCAUGACCAAAAUCUGGACCAAGAACCCGAUCGUUGACCCGGAGCAGCUGGACUUUUAUAUCGCCCAAGUGCUGGAAAACGGCAUUGACUGGUGCGCCUCGUCAUGCUUGGUGCUGCUCAUCUUUGCGCUUGCGGCUAUCUGGGGGAAUUACCCCGACGAGGAAGCUCGCGAGGUCUCGUACAAUGAGCCAUCAUUCAGUCCACCGGUCACUUACGUGACCAUGUCCGUUCCAGAGCACCGAAUGAAGGAAUCUUUGACCUUCCUCUCCAUGGCGCGUAAGCGCAUCUCUACUGCGCACCUUGACGAUUCCUUACUGGGAGUGCAAUGUCUCUGUAUAUUCGGAAUUUGGUAUCAGUAUAAUAUGGAGCCGAUUCCAGGAUGGAAAAUGUUCCGGACAGCAUCCAUGCUAUGGCAGACGUAUCGCCUGAAACACCGCGAGGGAAAGACAAUCAGGAGUGCGCAGGAAGAGAGCCUGGAGCAGCGACUCUACUGGACAUGCCUGAAAUCCGAAUGUGAGGUUCGAUACGAACUGACAGAUCUCCCGCCCUGCGAUCUCAGCCUCUCCGACUUUCCUUACUCUCUCCCGAGCUUCCCCACGCGACAACCAUCCCAUGACAGUCCUGGAUGGAUGUCCAGUCCCUCCUCGACAGACCUCGAAGCAUCGUCUUCCUACUACUAUCUAGCCGAGAUAUUCCUGCGCCGGCUUCUCAACCGGGCCCGCAAUGCAGUCCGCGUUCUCUCCCCAGACAUCGAUCUGCCGAGCAUCAAGAAUCUAGCAGAAACCCUGACGCAGCUGGAAGGUCAACUACAGCAAUGGGUGGACUGUCUCCCGCCUGCCCUCCAGUUCAACAUGCCCCUCGAAUCAGCCCCAGCACCGAAGGAGGCCGAACUCAUGAAGCUAAGCCGUGAGCGAUAUGUCGAGGUACGCGAGCUGCUCUGUCGCGCAUAUCUAUACCUGUGUAUCCAUGUCCCACUGGACCCAGGGAUGGCGGCGUCGUAUGGGGUCAAAGCGAGCGAGGCGCUCCAGUUGGCGAUUUACCGUAUCCAGACCGAGGUGCCAUUCUUCCGGCAUCCGGGGUCAUGGGGAGCUUGUCGGGUCCGAUUUAACCAUGCGCUUUGUCUGAUUGCGGGAUUCCGGGCAAAGAUUACGCAACGCCCCUCGACUGAACAUGUGAGCAUUCCACCUAACUGGGCGGACUGUGUACGGGUGGUCAUUGAGCGUCUGAAGAUUUGGGGUGAAGAGGGCGGCGGGAUCAAGGAGUUGAGUGUGCUUUUGGAGUGGCUGGUGCAUGACAGUAUGGAAUUGUAG
Molecule: messenger RNA, 4266 nt
Organism: Penicillium bovifimosum
Lineage: Eukaryota; Fungi; Ascomycota; Eurotiomycetes; Eurotiales; Aspergillaceae
Exons: 9
Coding region: 1-4266 (1421 amino acids)
Biological process (GO): regulation of DNA-templated transcription; glucan catabolic process
Molecular function (GO): DNA-binding transcription factor activity, RNA polymerase II-specific; beta-glucosidase activity; zinc ion binding
Source: RefSeq, a predicted model, not a curated record